Messenger RNA from Pristis pectinata (smalltooth sawfish), 5142 nucleotides. RefSeq names its product ovarian cancer G-protein coupled receptor 1 (gene gpr68). Gene Ontology annotation, cellular component: membrane. Lineage: Eukaryota; Metazoa; Chordata; Chondrichthyes; Rhinopristiformes; Pristidae. Gene Ontology annotation, molecular function: G protein-coupled receptor activity. Bases 241 to 1299 code for a protein of 352 amino acids. The record is from RefSeq and is a predicted model, not a curated record. The transcript has 2 exons. Gene Ontology annotation, biological process: G protein-coupled receptor signaling pathway; cellular response to pH.
CGGAUACUCCCAGAGAACUGGCGAGGACUGGUGUGUGUCUCUUCACCAUUCUCCACUAGGCAAUAUCACCAAUUUUUCUCCACUGAAGCACAUUCGCAGGGAUCUAGGAUGGAACCAAGUGAACCUGGCGAGGACCGUAAAAAAGCAAACCAGUUUGAUCAUUCUCUCCGACUUCAAGACUGCAGUGAGGAGAACCAAUCAGAACCAACCAACCAACCAACCAACUGAUUCUCCCUGACGAUGGCCAAUCAAGGGCAGUGUAAUGAAGCCAACUGCACCAACUGUAGUCUAGAUUACAGUGUCCACCAGGGCUUGUUUUCGGCAGUCUACAUCUUUAUAUUUAUCAUCAGCCUGCCCACCAGUCUCCUAUCACUGUACCACAGCUAUCUGCAAAUGAGGCAGAGGAACGAACUGGGAGUCUACCUUUGCAACCUAACAAUCUCCGACCUCUUGCACCUCGCUUGCUUGCCCCUGUGGAUUCAGUACCUACUGAAGCAAGAUAACUGGGUACACGGUGAGUUUCUCUGCAGGCUCACUGGUCUCGUCCUCUACGAGAAUAUCUACGUCAGCAUCGCCUUUCUCUGUUGCAUAUCCAUGGAUCGCUACCUAGCUGUGGUCUACCCUUUGAGAUUCCAUUCCUUGAGAACCAUGAAGGCUGCAGUUCUGGUCAGUGUCCUGGUCUGGAGUAAAGAGAUCGGAACAAGUCUUUUCAUCUUCAACCACAACGAGACAGUGAAAGAUCAAAACAACCACAUUCUGUGCUUUGAACAUUAUCCCCUUGAACCCUGGCAGAGGAACGUUAACUACUACCGUCUCUCUGUCGGGUUCCUUCUCCCCAUUAUUCUGUUGUCCUUCUUGUACCACAGGGUGCUGACAUCAAUAAACAAGAGCGAAAGCAUUCAACAAGACCAAAAGUUAAGGAUCAAAAAGUUGGUGUUGAGUGCCAUUGCCAUUUUCUGUAUUUGUUUUGCCCCAUACCACAUCUUCCUGAUGAUCCGAACUCUGUUUGAGAAUGACUGCUCCUCCGUGAAGAAGUUGUUCCACUUUUACCACGUUGGGCUGCUAUUGACCAGUUUGAACUGUGUGGCGGACCCCCUUCUCUACACCUUCGUCUCCGAGAGUACACGGGGGAUCCUGAUGAGACUCCUUGAGCCCAUGGCGAAGCUCAUGCAAGCACAGGAGAUGGAACAGAUCGACACACCAAAAUCCUGUAUCAUUAAUAUCCAAACCACUAGUUUUACCUCGAGGGCUAGCAUCCUCUCGACUCCUGUGAGAAUUGGGACGUGGAAUGAAUCCUGACCCUGCCAGGGCAGUACUGAGCACUGUCAAGAGAUGCCUUCUUUCAAGAGAGAUCAACUGCUGUCUCUUUCAGAUGGACAUGAAAUAGUCCAUGGAUCUGUUUGAAAAGCAGGGGAAAUGUUCCCAGUCUCCACCUCACUCAAACUGGUUGCUGCCCUUUAAAGGGGAGUAGAAUAUGUUGUGCACUUUUUCCUGUUCAAAGAUGUUGCUCUACUUAAAUAUCAAUGUAUUUUUUGAAAAAGAAUUCACUGCUUUAAAACCAAAACUUAGUAUUAGAACUCUUACACUGAGCCACAAACCUUUCGUUUUUAGGUUUGAACAAAGUUUAAGGGUGGUUCCCUGUAAGGAUUGAGAUUAAGAGUAAAAUGUUAGGUCAGGAUCAAAAUUGAGUUUUGCUAGUAAUAUUCAGGUUCGAUUAACUUUUCUGUUGCAUUCGCUCUCCACCCUCAAUUAAGAAACACCUCUAUUUUAAAAUUCUCUUCCUUGGCAUUUUCCUUUCCAUUCCUCUGUCCUUACCUCUCGCUGCCUUGGUGAAGCAGGCAGCAUAAUCAAAGACCCCACCCACCCAGGUCAUUCUCUCUUCCAUCAGGUAGAAGAUACAGGAGCCUGAUGGCAUGUACCACCAGGCUUAAGGACAGCUUCUACCCCACUGUGAUAAGAAUAUUGAAUGGUUCCCUUACACAAUGAGAUGGACUCUGACCUCACGAUCUACCUUGUGACCUUGCACCUUAUUGCACUGCACUUUCUCUGUAGCUGUGACAUUUUACUCUGUACUGUUAUUGUUUUUACCUGCACUACCUCAAUGCACUCUGUACUAACUCAAUGUAACUGCCCUGUGUAAUGAAUUGACCUGUACGAUCGGUGUGCAAGACAAGUAUUUCACUGUACCUCGGUACAAGUGACAAUAAUAAACCAAUUUCCUCCAGUCCUAUCACCCUGGGAGAUGUCCAUCUUCCCUGAUUGGUGGCCAUGCCUUCAGCUAUUAGUUCAAAGUGCUGGAACUCCUCCCUUCACCUCUCCAGCUUGCGCUCAUUUUGGACCCCCUCCUCAAACACCACUCCUCAGAUUAAGCUCCCCUCACUGCCCUUAAAUCUCCUGAUGUGGAUCGGCACCAGAUCCGAUGCCCAAUUAGCACUGCAAUUAAGCAAAGUAAAACCAAGAGUCUGCGUAGAAUAAAGUGGGCAUCCCAACCUUCCUGACCCAACACAAUCCAAAGUUAUCCCAUUCACAUUCUCUGCCUCUUCUGCCAUCUCCAAUGGGACCUCACCACCAAGCAUAUUUUCCCCUCCCCACCCCUUUGUGCCUUUUGCAGGGACUGCUCUCUCUGCAACUCCCGAGUUCACUCCUCUCCCCUGCCACCCACCCAUCCUGCUCCAACCCUGGGAACUUUCCAUUGUCCCCGCCAUACAACACCUGCCCCUACACCACCUCCAUCCAGGGACCCAAACAGUCUUUUCUGGUGAGACAGAGAUUCACCUGCACCUCCCUUAGUAUCACUUACUGCAUUCGGUGCUCCGAGUGUGGCCUCCUCUACACUGGUGAGACCAAACGCAGACUAGUUUCGCAGAACACCUGAGCUCUGUCCAUAACUGCGAUCUGCAUCUCCCCGUCGCCAGUCACUUCAACUCCCACCCGCCCCAACACUAUCACUGAUAUGUCAGUCCUCGGCCUCCUCCACUGCCAGGAGAAUUCCAAGCACAAACUGGAGGAACAGCACCUCACUUUCCGUCUUAGAACCUUGCAGCCUAAUGGCAUGAACAUUGAAUUCUCCCAUUUUAGGUAAUCCCCACCCCCUUCCCCACAACCCCCUCACACUCCCCCCCACCAUGCUUCCCUUUCCUAGCCUCUCUUUUUUCUACCUUUAUUUCCUUUUUCUCCUUACCUUUGACCCAUCCCCCGGUGGAUCUGCUCUUCCCUCCUCCCCCGCACCUGCCCAUCGCUAUCUCUUACCUGCAUCUACCUAUCACCUCCCCGUGCCCACCCCACCUCCCCUCUUCUGUCCACCUAUCACUGCUCUGUUUUUCCCUCCUAUAUAUUGGGCUUCCCCUUUUCCUAUCUUCAGUCCUGACCCGAAACGUUGACCGCCUGCUUUUCUCCAUGGAUGCUGCCUGGCCUGCUGAGUUCCUCCAGCAUCAUCAUAGUGUUUUUUAUCCCAUUCCAAGCUAUUCCAUCACUUUGAAUUGGUAUUGGUUUAUUAUUGUCACAUGUACCGAGAUACAGUGAAAAGAUUUUGUUUACGUGCCAUCCAGACAGAUCAUGCCGUACAUCAGUACAUCAAGGUAGUAAAACUGAAAACCAGAAUGCAGAAUAUAGUGUUGCAGUUACAGAGAAAGUGCAGUGCAGGUAGACAAAUAAAGUGAAAGGGCCACAGCGAGAUAGAUUGGGAGAUCAAGAGAUCGUUUUUUUAGUGUUUGAGAGGUCUGUUGGAGAGUCUGAUAAGAUAUCUCUAUUAGUCACAUGUACAUCAAAACACACAGUGAAAUGCAUCUUAUGCAUCGAGUGUUCUGGGGGCAGCCCGCAAGUGUCGCCAUGCUUCUGGUGCCAACAUAGCAUGCCCACAACUUCCUAACCCGUACAUCUUUGGAUUGUGGGAGGAAACCAGAGCACCCGGAGGAAACCCACGCAGACACGGGGAGAACGUACAAACUCCUUACAGACAGCGGCCGGAACUGAACCCGGGUCGCUGGUGCUGUAAUAGCGUUACACUAACCGCUACACUACCGUGGGAUAGAAGCUGUCCUUGAGCCUGGUGGUACGUGCUUUCAGGCUUUUGUAUCUUCUGCCCGACGGGAGAAGGGAGAAGAGAGAAUGUCCGGGGUGGGAGGGGUCAUUGAUUAUGUUGGCUGCUUUCCCGACGCAGCGGGAAGUGUGGACGGAGUCAGUGGAGGGGAGGCUGGUUUGCGUGAUGGACUGGGCUGCGUUCACAACUCUCUGCAGUUUCUCCCAAUUGCAACUUCCCAUCCUGUCCCAUCUAUGCCCUUCUCAACCAUUCCAAACCAUCCAUCCUCUCCCAGCUAAAACUAUCCAAUACCAACCCAUCCUGUCCCACCCAAACCCACACCAUCUCAAGCCAGCUGAAACCAUCCAUUCCCAUCCAUCCCAAACUGUUCCAUCCCACCCCUCCCCAUCUCAAACUCUGGAAAUCAAAAAUAACUGCAGAUGCUGGAAAUCGGAAAUAAGAACAGAAAAUGCUGGAAACACUCAGCAGGUCAGGCAGCAUCUGUGGAAAGUGAAACAGAGUUUAUGUUUCAGAUGGGAGACCCUUCAUCAGGUCUAUCUCAUCCUAUACCAUCACACCCCAUUCAAUUCCCUUCUCAUCCCAUUUCAUCCCAUUCCAUCCUGUUCCAUUCCACUUCAAACCAUUCCCAAAGUGAAUGGAAGCUCUGGUCUUGAUCAUUAACAAAGAGUUUUGUCACCAAAGGCAUGAACAAGCACAACGAACACACCAAAAGCAGAUGAAGGCUCUGGUUUCAACAAAGGAUCUUGGAUUCAAAACAUUAACUGUUUCUCCUUUCACAGAUGCUGCCAGCAAACUGUUCGCUGCUACUCAGUUUGGCCAAAAUAAAAUACUGCAGAUGUUGUACAUCUGGUAUAAAAACAGAAAUACUCAAGAGGUCAGGCAGCAUCUGUAGAGAGAAACUGUGUUAACAUGUCAGGUCAAUGUCCAGAUCUGUUGUCACUUUGGGUUUCAUGGGGAAUAUUUCAGAAUCUGAAUCAGGUUUGUUAUCACUGACUUAUACAACAUGAAUUGUGUUGUUUUGCAGCAGCAGUACAGUGUAAAGACAUAACAUUACCAUAAAUUACAAAAUAAAUAAUGCAAAAAUAAAGGAAUAACGAAGUAGU